Messenger RNA from Nicrophorus vespilloides, 1728 nucleotides. Its product is annotated as glutamate receptor ionotropic, kainate 5-like. Bases 1 to 1728 code for a protein of 575 amino acids. Gene Ontology annotation, molecular function: ligand-gated monoatomic ion channel activity. The record is from RefSeq and is a predicted model, not a curated record. Lineage: Eukaryota; Metazoa; Arthropoda; Insecta; Coleoptera; Silphidae. The transcript has 7 exons. Gene Ontology annotation, cellular component: membrane.
AUGAAUCUAGUAAAACACCAAAAGCAACCGACGAAAGUCAACGCAUUUUUUUGCACAUCAAAAGCGAAUAUUGUAAAGGUUUCAAAGAAAUUUUCAACUAUAGAAGUAAGAUCGAUAAUCUACAGUAAAUUUGAGAAUGAAAUUAAUCUGUUCAAACCGUUGGAACAUCAAUUAUUCUUGUUGGAUUAUUCCUGUCCUUAUUCAAAAGAUUUAUUGGAAAUGGUCAACGAGAACAAAUUGUUCAAUUAUCCUUUACGCUGGAUAAUACUAAACACGCUCCAAUUGGAUGAAAAAUACAAGAUUUUCAUCAACAGCAGAGUUUAUUUGGUGGAUGGUAAAGUUGUCUCUCUUUAUAAAAUAACCGAAGAGAAACCUUACAUCUACAACCAAAUAUAUAAUGGGAACAAGGAUAAUUUCCACACUCUAUCUGAUGUGAAGGAUCGAGCGGAUUUGCAAAAGACUAGAAUGAAUAUAAGCAUUGCAUACAUCUAUGAUGAGACUUUCAAUAACUUCGAAUCCCUCAAACCAACUUUGUAUGAUGCUUUCUGUAAACACAAUUACAUAUUGAUGCUGUCGAUAGUCGCAAUGCUGAACGUAACUCCUAACUAUCAUUACUUCCGGUCUUGGGGAGUUCCGGAUAAGAAAACGGGGAUGUACGAUGGGGUGGUUGGUGAUCUGCAGAGGGAACAAUCGGAACUAGGAGCUACCGUAUGCUUCUUCUUGAAGGAUAGAUUUAAAAUUUUGGAGUACAUAGCGCCCAGUACUCCUACAAACGAGAAGUUCAUCUUUCGUGGUCCACCUUUAUCCGCAGUUUCCAACAUUUACGCGUUACCAUUCAACUUUGCAGUAUGGAUUGCUUGCGUUUUACUCUUCUUGAUGACUAUGUUCGUCGUUUACGUGAUCAUCAAGUGGGAAUGGUUUACGAGCAAGGAUGAGUUGAUUAUGAAUCCGUUCGCUUUGAAACCGACUUUAGUAGAUGUGAUUCAGAUGGAGAUUGGGGCUAUGUGUCAGCAAGGAUCUGAAACUGAACCUAUGAGUAGAUCAGGAAGGAUAGCGACGUUCUUCAUAUUCCUAUCCUUCAUGUUUCUGUAUACAGCGUAUUCAGCGAAUAUAGUUGUCCUGUUACAAGCAACUUCUAACAGUAUCACGACUCUGGAAGAUCUGGUUACUUCGAGGAUAUCUUUAGGUGUUGAUGAUACCGUUUACAACAAAUUCUUCUUCGAGAUCGAAAACGGCGAAACGCAAUUAGCCAUAAGACGGUUGAAAGUGAUGCCUCCGAAUAAUCCGAAAAACUACAUUCCGCUGAGAGUUGGGGUGGAGAAGAUCAGAACCGAAUUCUUCGGGUUUCAUGCGGAAUGCGAUCCAGUUUACAAAAUCGUGAGCGCCACGUUUUCCGAGAGCGAGAAAUGCGGAUUGCAGGAAAUCAAGUAUUGGAGUUUCUCGGAUCCGUGGGUCCCCGUCAGGAAGAACACGACUUACAAAGAGCUCAUCAAAAUCGGUUAUAGACAUUUGAUGGAGAGAGGUAUACAGAAUAGGGUUUUCUCUAGGAUCUAUGCAAAGAAACCGAUCUGUCAGAAUUCCGGCGCCAACUUCGUCAGCGUCAGCAUCAGAGAUUGCUACUUCGCUUUGCUGAUCUACGUGUGCGGAUUGACAAUCGCUGUUCUAAUGUUCUUAUUGGAAUUAUUCAGCAAGAAGUUGAAGCAAAAGUUCAGAACUGUAAAAUACUAG